Molecule: messenger RNA, 1005 nt
Organism: Cordyceps militaris CM01
Lineage: Eukaryota; Fungi; Ascomycota; Sordariomycetes; Hypocreales; Cordycipitaceae
Product: DNA-directed RNA polymerases II 24 kDa polypeptide
Exons: 3
Coding region: 1-1005 (334 amino acids)
Biological process (GO): DNA-templated transcription
Cellular component (GO): RNA polymerase III complex; RNA polymerase II, core complex; RNA polymerase I complex
Molecular function (GO): DNA-directed RNA polymerase activity; DNA binding
Source: RefSeq, a predicted model, not a curated record
AUGGAUGAUCUACCCAACGAUGCCCACUCCAAGGAAGUUGUGAGGCUCUGGAGAGCAUGGAAGACGGUGCACGAGAUGGUGGCCGACCGAGUACGAUUCGCCCUACAUUCUAGCAGCGCGAGCCACUCCACCAGGUUGAGAGCGAAUACGAGCUCGCCGAAGACGAAAUUAACAUCUCCCUCGACCGUUUCCGCAGCGAAUUCUGCAACCCCGACGGCACCGUCAAGUACGUCUCCCGCCACAUCAUACCCCGCGUUGUCGUCCCAAGUCUUCUGUCUAACAUUGUCCUCUCCCCCUUCCCCCAGCCGUGCCAAACUCCAGUUCUCUGCCCGCCCAUCCGACGCCAUGCUGCGCAAGCACACGCCGCCCGCCACCGACGCCAACCCGGACCCGGUGGCCGACUGCGGACCUAUAUGGGUCGAGUUUCUCGCCGACAAGCAGUUCGGUGUCGCCCAGAUUCGCCAGUUCGCAAAGUACACCAUCACCAAUCACUACAAAACGGGCAUCAUGGUCACCCACGUCGCCCUUUCCCCCGCCGCCCGCAAGUCGCUCGCCUCGGUCGAGAACCUGGCCAAGAUUGAGUGCUUCCUCGAGGACGACCUGCUCGUCAACAUUACCCACCACGAGCUCGUGCCCCGCCACGUCCUGCUCUCCCGCGAGGAAAAGAUUGCGCUUCUCAAGCGCUACCGCCUCAAGGAGACGCAGCUGCCCCGCAUCCUCGCCAAGGACCCCGUCGCUCGCUACCUCGGUCUGAAGCGCGGGCAGGUGGUCAAGAUUAUCCGCGCUCUGCGUCUAGGCUACGAGACGGAAAACAACGACGUUUACGACAGUGGCAAUGGCGGAGAGGAGAACAGAGACAAAGAAAUCAAGCAACAUAAAACAGAGGGGGAGGAGAGGACCGGAUCCAGAGAUGACUCAAUGUACAGUCUGAUUAGGCAGGAUUUCGCGGUAUUACAGGUCGGCGUUCUUAUGGGGGAUACAUUUUCACUUUUUUUUUCGACAUAA